AUGGAGUCCAUAAACAUUAAGCCACAACCUUUACAAAAUGAUUUUUAUCAUCACAACAAAACAACCAACACAACAACAGCAACAACAUCAACUCCAUCAAGCAAUGUUAAUAAACAAAGCUAUAAUAGUAGUAGUAAUAAUAGUAAUAAUGGUAUAGGUGGAACAAAAGACAACAUUAGCAGCAGCAGUGGUCCUUCCAAUGGCAAAAUGCACACACCAUUGGUCAACGUAAAUGCAAAUGUUGUCUUUCCAACCUUUAAAAAAAAUCCAACAGAAACACCACCAUUAAUGAGCCAAAAUGCCUCAGGUCGAGGCAUUAAUAACACUUCAUCUUCAUCUUCAUCUUUUCCGUCACCCCAAAAACCAAAUAAUAAUAAUAAUACCAAUAAUAAUAACAAUAAUAAUAAUAAUAAUAUUUCUUCUUCAUCAUCAUCAUCAUCUUCUAAUAAUAAUAAUUUGUAUAAAAAUAAUAAUAAUAACGGAUAUACCAAUGGCGUCCAAAAUUUUAAUAGCAAUAAUGGAUUUCAAAAAACAACGAAUAACAAUAAUGUACCAUGGUCAACUUCACCUCAAAUGAAACCUUCUUCAUAUACUCAACAAACACCACCACUUUCCUCAUCUUCAUCAUCAACACCAACAUCGUCAUCACUGUCAUCUUUACAAUCAACAUCAUCCUCAUCAACAUCAGCACAACAACAACCUAUGGGACAAUCAUCACAACCUGGGUUGCAAUCAGAAUAUCAACUACGAAAGAGCACAGGUGCUCUUCCUAGAGUAAACAAUAAUUUUCCAAAACCACCACCAAUUGCAACAAACAAUCAAAACUUUGUAAGAUCCAACAGUGAAACCUUUAAAUUUGUCCCUCCAAGCGCAUUUAAUAAUUCAAGAUCAUAUAAUAACAACAACAAUAACAACAAUAACCAUAAUAAUAGCGGAGGUUAUAAAAAUAACUAUAACAAUAAUAAUAAUAAUAACAACAACAGAUACCCACCACAACGUUCAAAUUCUUCACCAUUCAUUGAAUAUAAACAACAACCACCAAACUCUAAUAAUAACAACAACAAUAAUAAUAACUUAAAUAAUAGUACCAAUACCUUUGAGCAUAACCAUCAAUUAAAUAAUAGUAACAAUAAUAAUCCAACAACCUCUUUUAAAGGUACCGAUAAUAUGAGAUCAAAUAACUUGAAAAAUGAUCAUCCAAUAACAACAAAUGACCAAAUCAAAUCAUCAACCUCUCCAACAAGUUCACCAGCAUCCUCUGAAGGAUACAUACAUGAAACACAUGUGGUGGACAAAGAGAUGGACGCAUUAUUGGAGACAUUGCAUCUUUAUACCAACAAUGGCAACCACAACAACAACUCUCACGAUGAAAUUGAAUUGGUCAAGCCAGAUAUACUACUCUCCAAGGAUCAAUCUCUAUUCUCCUUGAAUGCAAAGGAAAUGGAGCAAGAGGAGGUACAUGAUAAAGAAGAAGAGGAUGAUGAAGAGGAACAAAUAUUAGAGUUUGGUUCCCUUACCACCUCUUCCUUUAUCGUAAAUGCUGAUAGUACUGUUAUUACUACGCCCUCAUCUUCUUCUUCUCUUUCAACCCCUACAUCUUCCACCUCCUCUCUUGGUAGUAUCUUUUCGAGUGGGACCCUAUCCUUUUCUACUUGGGCUCCCCCACCAGUGUCAACAUCGUCAUCGUCUGUCACUUCGUCAACAUCUCCCACCCCAUCUUCAAAACAAAGACCCAUUUCUCCACCAACCCUCUUUUAUCAACAACAACAGAUCAAAGAGAGAGAAGAGAAAUAUCACAACAGUAAUAUCAAUAACUUGAAUGUCAACAAUAACAAAGUUAAUUAUAACAGACAACAACAACAACAACAACAACAACAACAACAACAACAACAACAAUUUGCCCCACCACAACAACAACAUAGAGACAUGGGUGCAUUGGUACCUCCACCAGGUUUUGUUUCUCCAUUCUUGGAAAGUACCAAUAAUCAUCAUCAACAACAACAACAGCAACAGCAUCCAUACUCGUCACCAUCUUUGGUUAGUUCAAGAGGACUUGUUGACGAGUCUCACCAACAACAACAACAAGAUACUCAAGCCCAAGUGCAACCAAAUGACUUAUUCUUAAUGUUUAAGCAAAGAGUUAUAAUGGAGAACCAAAAUCAACAAUUACAACAACAACACACUGAACAACAACCACAACAACACCACCAGUUGCAUCACCAACAACUACUACAACAGCAACAACACAAUGAACAACAACAAUUGCUUCACCAACAACAAUUACAUCACCAACAACAAUUACAUCAUCAACAACAGCAAUUACAUCUACAACAACAACAACAAUUACAUAGACAACAACAACUUCAUCAACAACAACAAAACAUACCACCACAAUACAUGCACCAAUACCAACAUCAUCAACAACAACAACAACCACAACAACCAAUCUAUCCAACACAAUUCCAUCACCAUCCAAAUAUGCAACCUCAUUUCCCACAACCAAUGGGAUUGGAUAAAUGGUUUGGUCCUCAAAUCUAUGUGAAUCCACACUCUAUUCAUUCAGAGAUUGACAAUAAUCGUAUCUAA
Molecule: messenger RNA, 2586 nt
Organism: Cavenderia fasciculata
Lineage: Eukaryota; Evosea; Eumycetozoa; Acytosteliales; Cavenderiaceae
Exons: 2
Coding region: 1-2586 (861 amino acids)
Source: RefSeq, a predicted model, not a curated record